AUGUUAUAUUGUUAUCUAUAUUCUACGAAACCUAUAAAGAAAUCCGCCUAUAAAAUAUAGUGCAGUUAUGAGUAACUUAGCAGGACCAACUGGAACUGCCACAAAUUAGAAAUGCCGAUUGUCUACAUCUGGUCUCCCAAAAUUGGUAAUCCGUAUGGCCACGCCGCCCUGCAGACGGACAAGUAUCACAUCAGCUUCUGGCCCGAUGGAGAUGUCAAGAAAGAGUUGGGUACACUAACGACAGCUUUGGUGGGGGUCAACGCAUCCCUCGUCUUCCAUCAUGAAUUGGAUCUCUUCUACGAAGACAAAUGCCGACCCACUGGCGUAUACGAAAUCGUCAACGUCACGGAUGAAGCCAUUAAUGGCAUCCACGAAAAAUUCCUCCAUUACAACGGAAUCAAACCGGCGGAUGUCACAUUGAAAGUAGCAGAAGAACACAUCGAUAUUAAAAAACCAGAGAUAUCUGUUGGUAAAACGCCCUACACCUUUGUGGCCGAUAUUGUUGGCCAAACUUCUGUAUUGAACGUGAUAAGUUCGACAAGUUCGACGUCAGGUUCGUUACAUUCGGAACCUUUCUAUUACCGCAAACAGAGUUGCGUAUCAUUUUGCUUCAACCUCAUCCAAAUGGCCGAUCCCAAACCACAAGGAAUUCCAUCCCAAUUGACAGACAUUGUUACGUCACAAGCGUUGGACAAUUUCACCGUGCCGUGGUUCCAAAGUUACAUUCAAAGAUAUUGGGUGAAAGACAAACAUGCCGCAGAUAAUGCGUUUGGAAGAAUCAAGAAAUAUUGGCUUGGAUAGUUUAGGACAAAGUGUGUUUCUUUUAUAACUGGGUUUUAAUUAUAUCACUAGGAUAGAAGACUAGAAGAGGAGAACUUUGUAACAUUAGAUAAACAUUUAGAUUGACGAAAUGAGAA
This is a messenger RNA of Daphnia pulicaria, 917 nucleotides long. RefSeq lists its product as uncharacterized. The record is from RefSeq and is a predicted model, not a curated record. Bases 112 to 801 code for a protein of 229 amino acids. The transcript has 2 exons. Lineage: Eukaryota; Metazoa; Arthropoda; Branchiopoda; Diplostraca; Daphniidae.